GACCAUGUACACUUGAUGACAGUUGAUGUACACACACCCCGGCAACCGGGCAUGCGUGAGUGUAGUCAAUGUAAAUCCCACACUCUACUCCCGGAAGAGAGUCAUAGAAGAAAAUGAAGUUGAUAAAGCACAAGCAAGAGCAUGCGUACAUGGUUGUCCGAAGACCGUCGAUCGAUGCCAAUCUGGAUUUACCCAUGACAGAACAACGAGGGAUACAGCAUGUGGACGCGAGGUCCGAUCUGGGUCCGAUCUCACGAAUGUUCAAAACCAUCGAAUCUUUCAGUCUUUCAACACCGUGGAUGGUGAACAAACAACUCUCCAAAACCUUCAUUCCAUCCCAGCUAGAAGCAUACUUCCUUUUACUGAUCACCUUUUGGAUGGCUACCUUUGAUUGUAUUGUUUACAACAUUCUAUCCGACUGCAUAGCGGACUUGUGCACGAAGCCCGAUCUAGACCAUGGAUUCGAUAUCUUCUCAACGAGCCUCCUCAAAGUCACGGGUUCCCCUUUCGUCUCACAAGAAGUGACGGGCGGACCCUGCUUCAUAUCCCAUAUGCACGCAUCUGACUCGGCCUUAGCGGAGACCCAUACCAUAUGACUUUGGACAGCAAGCUUCUGCGAAUGGAGAUCUAAGAAAAGAAUAUGAGGCAC
Somion occarium is the source of this 649-nucleotide messenger RNA. The record is from the annotation of a GenBank genome assembly. Lineage: Eukaryota; Fungi; Basidiomycota; Agaricomycetes; Polyporales; Cerrenaceae.